Messenger RNA from Acomys russatus (golden spiny mouse), 3995 nucleotides. RefSeq names its product LEM domain containing 3 (gene Lemd3). Gene Ontology annotation, cellular component: nuclear inner membrane. NCBI's taxonomy places the organism in Eukaryota, Metazoa, Chordata, Mammalia, Rodentia, Muridae. The coding region runs from base 17 to 2881 and encodes 954 amino acids. Gene Ontology annotation, molecular function: chromatin DNA binding. The transcript is spliced from 13 exons. The record is from RefSeq and is a predicted model, not a curated record. Gene Ontology annotation, biological process: negative regulation of BMP signaling pathway; nuclear envelope organization.
ACACCCUGGAGAGAAAAUGGCGGCGGCGGCGGCUUCGGCGGCGGCGCCUCAGCAGCUUUCGGAUGAGGAGCUCUUUUCUCAGCUCCGCCGUUACGGCUUGUCUCCGGGUCCGGUGACAGAGAGCACUCGGCCGGUGUACCUCAAGAAGCUGAAGAAGCUUCGCGACGAAGAGCAGCAGCAGCAGCAGCAGCAGCAGCAGCAGCAGCAACAGCAGCAGCAGCAGCACCGGGCGGGGGGCCGCGGCAACAAGACGCGGAACAGUAAUAACAAUAACACGGCCGCCGCAGCCGCGGGACCGGCGGCGGGGAUGGGGGUCCGGCCGGGCUCGGGUGACCUCUUGUACUUACGGACCCCUGCGGCCCUUAGCCGCUUGUCGGCCUCGGUUCCGGAGAGCCCCCUGGGAGGAUCCGGGGGCGCGGCGGCGGCGGCGGCGGCGGCGGUGGCCGUCCCCGCGGCGGGCAGCAAAGUGCUGCUGGGCUUCAGCUCCGACGAGUCGGACGUGGAGGCCAGCCCGCGGGAGCAGGCGGGCGGCGGCGGCGGCGGCGGCGGCGCCGCGCGGAGGGACCGGGCUGCGCUCCAGUACCGCGGGCUCAAAGCGCCGCCGGCGCCGCUGGCCGCCAGCGAGCUGACCCACGGCGGCGGCGGCGGCGGCGGCGGCAGCCCGGCCGAGCGGAGGAAGCCCCACUCGUGGUGGGGGUCGCGGAGGCCAGCGGGUCCCGAGCCGCAGCCGCCGUCCGGGAACGACGGAGCCGCGGAGGACGUGGACGAGGAGGUGGCGGACGGCGAGGACAGGGAUCACCCCGAGGCCGACGAGCCGCUGUGGGCUAGCCGAGCCGUGAACGGCAGCCGCCUCCUGCCUUACAGCUGCCGGGAGCACUAUUCGGACUCGGAGGAAGAGGACGACGAAGACGACGGCGACGACAGCAACGUGGCCUCCGCCAGACAGGUAUUAAAGGACGACUCCCUUUCCCGGCAUCGACCCAGACGGAGCCAUAGUAAGCCUUUCUCCGCGCUGACUGCUAAAUCUGGCGGCAGCCGGCAGGAGACUUCUUCGGUUCAGGGAGGGGGAGGACUCGCGAUGAAUGACAGGGCGGCGGCUGCCGGGAGUCUAGACAGGAGCCGAGACCUCGAGGAGGCGGCGGCGGCGGCGGCGGCGGCCGAGCCGGGAGGAGGGUGCGAUCGAAUGGACUCCACCCCCAUUCCUCGAUACCGGGCUGGCGGGAAGAAGCUGGCCCCGCUCCUGUCCCCACCGAUUCCGGACGUGGACUCAACCUUGGAGUCGCCCACAGGUUCCCUCCUCAAAACCAACAAUCACAUAGGCGGCGGCGGCGGGGCCUUCAGUGUGGAGUCCCCGAGUAUAUAUACUAACAGCCUCCCUCCCAGCGCGGCCGCAACCGCCCCUGCUUCGCUCAGGAUCAACCACGCCAAUCACACUGGCUCCAAUCAUACCUACCUGAAGAACGCGUACGGCAAGCCGAAGAAGCUCUGCGAGCCUGAAGAGGAACUUCUCCAGCAGUUUAAACGUGAGGAGGUGUCUCCGACGGGCGGUUUCAGUGCUCACUACUUGUCGAUGUUUCUCCUAACUGCUGCCUGCUUAUUUUUCCUAAUAUUGGGACUGACUUACCUAGGAAUGAGAGGGACGGCAGUGCCCGAGGACGGAGGACUCAUAAAAAAACCCUUUGAUGAAACAUUUGGAAAAAUACAAGAAAGUGAAAAAAAUCUUAUGAUGAGUACAUUAUACAAACUUCAUGAUCGAUUGGCCCAGAUUGCAGGAGAUCAUGAAUGUGGCAGUUCUAGUCAAAGGAUGCUGUCCGUGCACGAAGCAGCUGCGUAUUUAAAGAAUUUAGGUCCUGAGUAUGAAGAUGUAUUUAAUACUUCAUUGCUGUGGAUUUUUAAAAAUGGGAAAGAUGUUGGAAUAAGGUGUCUUGGUUUUGGGCCUGAGGAAGAGCUGACAAAUAUAACUGAUGUGCAGUUUUUACAGUCCACCAGACCCCAGAUGUCAUUCUGGUGUCGUUUUCGGCGUGCUUUCAUUACUGUAACCCAUAGGUUGCUGUUGUUAUGUUUAGGUGUAGUGAUGGUCUGUGUUGUUCUACGUUAUAUGAAAUACCGCUGGACUAAGGAGGAAGAGGAAACAAGGCAGAUGUAUGAUAUGGUGGUAAAGAUUAUAGAUGUUUUACGAAGUCAUAAUGAAGCUUGCCAGGAAAAUAAAGACUUACAACCGUAUAUGCCUAUUCCACAUGUUCGAGAUUCCUUAAUACAGCCCCAUGACAGGAAGAGGAUGAAGAGAGUCUGGGAUAGAGCCGUUGACUUCCUUGCUGCUAAUGAAUCGAGAGUGCGCACGGAAACACGAAGAAUAGGUGGUGCGGAUUUUCUCGUCUGGCGAUGGAUCCAGCCUUCCGCAUCCUGCGAUAAGACAUUAGUUAUACCUUCUAAAGUAUGGCAAGGCCAAGCAUUUCAUUUAGAUAGAAGAAAUUCACCACCAAAUAGUUUGACACCAUGUUUAAAGAUUCGAAAUAUGUUUGAUCCAGUUAUGGAAAUAGGAGAUCAAUGGCAUUUGGCAAUUCAAGAAGCAAUUUUAGAAAAAUGCAGUGAUAAUGAUGGCAUUGUUCAUAUUGCAGUAGACAAAAAUUCACGUGAGGGUUGUGUAUAUGUUAAGUGUCUGUCUCCGGAAUAUGCUGGGAAGGCUUUUAAAGCAUUGCAUGGCUCUUGGUUUGAUGGGAAAUUGGUUACAGUCAAAUACUUGCGUCUAGAUAGGUACCACCACCGCUUUCCCCAGGCUCUUACGUGCAACACUCCCUUGAAGCCAUCAAAUAAACACAUGAACUCUAUGUCUCAUCUGCGCCUUCGGACUGGCCUAGCCAAUUCACAAGGAAGUUCCUGAAAAGAUUUCUUCACUCCUAGGACUGUUAUUUAAAUAGGAAAAUUCCCGUUUGGCUUCCGUCUUCCUUUUAAAAUGCUUUUUGUAUGUAAUAUUUUUAUUGCUGAAGACAGCUGUUAGAAAGUUCCAGAAAUCUUAAGAUUCCAAAGGGAUUUAGUGGUGAGGCAGCAAUGCUGAGCAGGUAGGAGUUGUUAGACUCAGCAUUUGGAGCUCAGUUAAGCCAGUGCAUUUAAAGUGUGCAUGAGGAACACUCAUUUUAUAUUAAGCGUUUCAGAGAUGGUGGUUAUAUUUUUGCACCAAAAAGUGUUUAGAUAACCACACAAAAGCAUGGCAAAGCAGCUUUUUGUAUUUCCAUAAUUUGUGGAUUAAUGUGAAUUUUUGUAUACAGUCAGCUGCAUAGUUCCUUACAGGCUACUGUGGUAAAACUGUUCAUUUCCCACUUUAACCUUAGGUUUCUAUUGCUUGUAAAAGGUUCAUUUACUACAGCUGGAAUAUGGGGAAAUUUAUUUGGUUUUAAUGGUUACAUACAUGUUUAAGUGGAUGCAUAUGUACUUAAAUUGGCUUUUGUAUAUAUGUAUAAACGCUGAUGGUAGUGAAAGUCUUGUUUUGUGAGAAUGUCUGCAUUAGCAGUAAAAUAAGCUUUCUAUUUUAUUCAUAAUCUAAUGUAUAUAUAAUGUAUGUGCAUAGCUGUGUGUUUAUGUACAUAUGUAACUGUACAUAUGUACAUAUCCACACAGAUAUAUACAUAUGGCUGUACUGUCACAGAUGAUCAAGCAGCCAAGUACCUGGAAGUAUUAGAUACAUGUUUAAAAUACCUUUUAUAGAUUUUAUAUAAAAAUACCUGAGUAUGAUUUUGUGUGAAAGUUCUGGCACCAGUUGUAAUGAGUUCAAAUUUAUAUGAGCAAUAAAGAAGCAAUUGGCAGAUACUGGAAAAAUAUUUUGUGAAAAGCUGUAUUUAUUAUAAGUACUGGGGCUGUGACAGUACUACUAUUGGGAUUGUGUCAUAUUCCCAGUCUGUUAUAGCUUAAAGAAAUGUUAGCUCCUGUUCUAUGUCCAGUGUAAAGCAGGGCGCUUAGUUUCAGCCAAGUGUAUUGGAUAAGUAUCCUUGGAAUGUUGG